This is a messenger RNA of Saccharomyces paradoxus, 2229 nucleotides long. RefSeq names its product putative dolichyl-phosphate-mannose-protein mannosyltransferase PMT5 (gene PMT5). Gene Ontology annotation, cellular component: membrane; endoplasmic reticulum. Gene Ontology annotation, biological process: protein O-linked glycosylation via mannose. Bases 1 to 2229 code for a protein of 742 amino acids. The record is from RefSeq and is a predicted model, not a curated record. The transcript has a single exon. Gene Ontology annotation, molecular function: dolichyl-phosphate-mannose-protein mannosyltransferase activity. Lineage: Eukaryota; Fungi; Ascomycota; Saccharomycetes; Saccharomycetales; Saccharomycetaceae.
AUGAAUAAUGAGCAUUUGCUGAAGGUGGACCCCGUCCCCAAUGUGAUUAUUAAACGCGGCCCUUUAAGAUCUUUUCUCAUAACAGAUCCCUGCGACAAUUUGAGUUCAUUGCGAACAGUCACUUCACCUAAGGAGAAGCUUCUAGUUGCUUUUCUUCUGAUAUUUACUGCUAUCGUUAGACUACGCAAUAUCUCCCUACCAAAUAGUGUUGUUUUUGGUGAAAAUGAAGUUGGUACUUUUGUAUCUCAGUACGUGAAUAACGUUUUCUUCACCGAUGUUCAUCCUCCCUUAGUAACAAUGCUAUACGCAGCCGUGUCAUCUGUUUUUGGAUUCAAAGGAUUUUUCAAUUAUGGGGACAUUGGAACUGAGUACCCCGCAAAUGUUCCAUACAUCGCGAUGAGGUUCUUUUCUGCUACUCUAGGGAUCAUGUCCGUUCUGGUAUUAUACUUAACGCUACGGGUUUCUGGUGUGAAAAUUGCGGUCGCCGCCAUUUGUACUGUAUGUUUUGCAAUUGAGAACUCUUUCGUAACGAUGUCUCGCUUCACCUUGAUAGAGGGCCCCUUUGUCUUUUUCAUGGCAUGUGCUGUUUAUUUCUUUAGGAGAUCGGAACUUUAUUUGCCAAAUUCAUAUAAAGCAAAAAAGUCGUUGGUUGCUGCGAGUAUUGCAUUAGGAUUUGCAGUCUCUUCAAAAUGGGCUGGCCUCUUUACGAUCGCAUGGGCUGGUAUCAUUGUCCUUUGGAGAGUGUGGUUUAUGAUCGGCGAUUUGUCAAAAUCCAUUGGUUCUUCCGUCAAAUAUGUGGCGUUUCACUUUACCUGUUUAUUAGGUAUUCCAACCAUCAUUUAUUUUUUGAUUUUCAGUCUGCAUAUCAAGACAUUAAACGCAAAUGGUAUUAGUAGUAGCUUUUUUCCUGCUGAGUUUAGAAAAACUUUAAAAUUCAAUAAUGUUAUUAAGGAGACUGUAGCAGAAGUAGCAGUGGGUUCUGCUGUUUCAUUGAAUCAUGUUGGAACGGCAGGCGGUUAUUUGCACUCUCAUCUCCACAAUUAUCCAGCUGGUUCCAUGCAACAACAAGUUUCUUUGUAUCCUCACUUCGACCAAAAUAACAAAUGGAUUAUCGAGUUAGCUGAACGUCCAAAUGAUAAUGUCACAAGUUUCCAAAAUUUAACGGACGGUACCAUAAUCAAACUAAGACACCUUAGAACCGGCUGCAGAUUACACUCACAUGACCACAAACCUCCUGUCUCUCAAAAUGCGGAUUGGCAAAAAGAGGUGUCUUGCUAUGGCUAUGAAGGGUUCGAAGGUGAUAUAAAUGAUGAUUGGAUUAUUGAAAUCGAUAAAAAAAGAUCAGAACCUGGCCCUGCCCAGGAACAUAUUAGGGCUAUCGAAACCAAAUUCAGAAUAAAACAUUAUCUAACUGGUUGUUACUUGUUUUCACAUCCUGAAAAACUUCCGGAGUGGGGAUUUGGACAGCAAGAAGUUACAUGUGCAUAUUUUGCAAGAGAAGACUUGACUUCAUGGUAUAUUGAAGAAAAUGAAAGCGAGGUUUCUCUACCAAAUCCAGAGAAGGUCUCUUAUAAAAAAAUGAGUUUUUGGCAGAAGUUUGUUGCUAUUCACAAAUUUAUGUUUUACCUCAACAAUUAUAUGGAUACUAGUCAUGCCUACUCAUCUGAACCGAAGACUUGGCCCCUUAUGUUGCGUGGUAUUGAUUUUUGGAAUGAAAACGGUAGAGAAGUAUACUUUUUAGGUAACGCUGUUUUGUGGUGGUCUGUUACGGCAUUUAUUUGUACAUUCAUCAUUGGGGUAGCCGUUGAACUUCUUGCAUGGAAAUUAGGUGCGAACAUUUUACAGAAUAAGCAUAUCAUAAAUUUCCAUUACCAGGUCUUCCAGUACUUAUCAGGCUUUGUCGCCCAUUAUCUCCCUUACUUCUUUGCGGGGCAAAAGUUAUUUUUGUAUGACUAUUUACCGGCCUAUUAUUUUGGUAUUCUGGCUUUUGGUCAUGCUUUAGACCUAAUUUCAACCUACAUUUCUAACAAAAGAAACAAUACUGGUUAUAUAGUGGUGGUUAUUUUUACGAUUGCAUGUUUUCAUUUCUUCAACGAGCAUUCACCACUAAUUUAUGCUACUGGAUGGUCGAGUAACUUGUGUAAGAGGUCCAAGUGGUUAGGAAGUUGGGACUUCUAUUGUAAUUCACUAUUACUAGCUGAUAGUCACUAUGAAUUAAACAUUGAAUAG